GAAAAAACCUUAACCUAAUUUUCGCCAUACCGUCGCUGCCCCAACUUCUCGCUUGUCGCAUUUGAGCAUACCACACACUCAGCGUUUUCGCAUUUUCUCGUCGUCGCACAUCGUCAACCAAACCGAAAAUACGACCUGUUAACACGCCAAAAUGCCUCUUGUCAUCGACCUCUUGAACCCCUCAGCUGAGGCAGAAAACAAAAAGCACAAGCUCAAGCGUCUUGUGCAGUCACCUAACUCUUACUUUAUGGACGUCAAAUGUCCAGGUUGCUUUGCUAUUACAACCGUUUUCUCGCAUGCGCAGUCGGUAGUGCUCUGCGGGUCGUGUGCAAGCGUGCUCUGCCAGCCCACAGGUGGUAAGGCAAGGUUGACAGAAGGUUCGUCAUUCCGCCGGAAGAACUAGAUGCACAUCUCUACACUGCACUGUACUUUGUCUUUUCCCCUUCGUGUUGCAUGGCAUCGCAUGAUCUACUUAGUUUGACUCUUCGAAGAUGAAGAUUAUGGAAAAUGCUAUGAUCCAUAUCACUUCCCUUGUACCUUCCGACAUGCCAUCCAUGUAUCUCGGUGAAUACUAAAACACCCGCAGGGGUGACUCACCCCGCAGCAUCCGAAUGUUUUGAUCUUCUCGACUACUGCGAGUCAUUUGAAAUUGCACUAGCUGUGAUCGGUACCGUCUGC
Molecule: messenger RNA, 678 nt
Organism: Pisolithus orientalis
Lineage: Eukaryota; Fungi; Basidiomycota; Agaricomycetes; Boletales; Pisolithaceae
Product: 40S ribosomal protein S27
Exons: 4
Coding region: 152-403 (83 amino acids)
Biological process (GO): translation; ribosomal small subunit assembly
Cellular component (GO): ribosome; cytosolic small ribosomal subunit
Molecular function (GO): structural constituent of ribosome; RNA binding
Source: RefSeq, a predicted model, not a curated record